GUCAUUAUGUCCAAAAGAAAGUCUCCAGAGAAUACAGAGGGCAAGGAUGGAUCCAAACCAAUCGAACAGGAGACCACCAGACAGUCUGCCAGAUUGUCAGCGAAACCCGCUCCACCAAAAGCUGAACCUGAACCAAGAAAAACAUCUGCUAACAAAGAACCUGGCACAAAGACUAACAAAGGUACUAAAAGGAAAGAGGGAGAGCAAGAAGCUGUAAAGGAAGAUACCGCACCAUUCCAAACUGCUGAAACUAAAGCUGAAAAGGUGCAGAAAGCUGAACCUGUAGAUCACAGGGGAAUCAUCUCGACUCCUUCCUACUCAUCUCACAAGAGUAGGAAGAAUGCUUGUGCAAAGAAAGGUUCCCAAGUAACGGACAACACUUACGAGUGCACAAGCACGCUGCCUGUGUUCUCACCAUCACAGAGACAGCACUUUCCCUGGGGCUCUGCUGAAGCAUAG
Molecule: messenger RNA, 459 nt
Organism: Neofelis nebulosa (Clouded leopard)
Lineage: Eukaryota; Metazoa; Chordata; Mammalia; Carnivora; Felidae
Product: high mobility group nucleosome-binding domain-containing protein 3-like
Exons: 2
Coding region: 7-459 (150 amino acids)
Biological process (GO): chromatin organization
Cellular component (GO): nucleus; chromatin
Molecular function (GO): nucleosomal DNA binding
Source: RefSeq, a predicted model, not a curated record